UCCUUCCCUGAUACUGGCCAUGGAGAAUACUUCAAACACUAGGUUUUGGAAUUUAACAAUUGAAGAUAGCGUUUCUUGUUCUAARGAGACUUUCGAGUUUAGAAUGACAAAAUACGCAUUUUAUGGCGUCAUUUUUGUUAUCAGUUUUAUUGGGAAUUCAUGCGUUUGUGUGGUAGUAUGGAGAAAAGCUGGUAUGAAGACAGUGAUGAAUUACUUUCUCGUGAAUCUUGCCGUUGCUGACCUUGCCUUUACAGUCAUUUGUAUCCCAUUUGACCUUCCGGUCCAAGAAAACGGCUACAAAUGGCCUUUCCACGAAUCACUUUGUAAGGUAAUAUUCCCACUUCAGACAAUGUGCGCUUUUGCAUCGGUGUUUACCCUGGCGGCGAUCAGUUUGAGUCGGUUUCGCGCUGUCGUGCAUCCGAUGAAACGCCAACUAAAUCUACCGGCCACGCGAGCUGUCAUUUGUAUCAUAUGGCUGUCAUCGUUAGUGUUUGUAAUUCCUUAUGGUCUUGUUCUUCGUGUGAAUAGAGACACUAACCAGUGUGAAGAAGACUGGCCGCAACCUGCACACCUCUAUCGAACGACGUACACCAUUAGCAUCUUCAUUGCACAAUACCUAAUACCAUUAGCUCUCAUCUUCUGGGCUUAUGUGAGGAUUUACUUUGAGAUGGCGGCAAAUUCUGCACGGUAUCAUCAAUGCACGCGCAAUGAGCACGCUAUAGAGACACGGAAAGUCCUUCGUACAGCAAUCGCAGUGACAGUACUUUUCGCCAUCUGCAUGUUACCCAAUCAUAUUGUCUGGGUGAUGAUGGACUUCAUCGAAGACAACAGUUUUAUUGGUUGUAGUAGUUGGUUGGUAGUGGCUAAUAUUUGUGUGUUUGCUAACAGCGCCGCGGAUCCUAUCGUCUACACUGUAUUCCACGAGAAAUACAGGAAAGAGUUUGUGAGAUUUGCGACUGGUAUAUGUAGGUUAUACACAGGGAAGAGGAGAAAUCAUAACUUGGAGGUCACGGUGACGUAUUACGGUAAUGCGUUCACUGAAAACAGUCAUCAUUGCCAUGGCAACAAGAUGAGAUUGACAACCAAUACGAGUACGAACUCCGUACUUGACAAAGCAAGAGACUUGAAUGAUGUUAACCAUCAUUGCCAUGGAAAUAAAGUCAGAUUGACAGUCAAUACGAGUACGAACUCCGUACUAGAUGAUACAAGAGACUUGAAUGAUGGUAACCGUCAUUGCCAUGGAAAUAAAGUCAGAUUGACAGCCAAUACGAGUACAAACUCCGUACUAGAUGAUACAAGAGACUUGAAUGAUGGUAACCAUCAUUGCCAUGGAAACAAGUUGAGAUUGACAACCAAUACGAGUACGAACUCCGUACUUGACAAAGCAAGAGACUUGAAUGAUGGUAAUCAUCAUUGUCAUGGAAAUAAGUUGAGAAUAUCUCCUAACAUGAGUACAAACUUGGUACUGGAUGAUACAAAUAAGUUGAAUGAUAGUAUUCAUCAUUGCCAUGGAAACAACGUCAGGUUGAUAAUCAAUACGAACUCGUAAAUAGAUGAAACAAGAGACUUGAGACUGCAUCUUCUUGGUAACUGCACUUGGAUACCAACCAUAUCACGUCUUGCAUCAAUGUACCCCCAAGAACUAACCAAUGACAUUAACUGAAGUCCCAAUCAGUUCUAUCUUUACAUCCUCUAUCGGGUGGGAAGCUAGUGUAGAAGAAAGAAAGACUAACAAUGACAUAUCGCCAAAGGAAACGGAUUUAUUAAGCAUCUUCAUGACACAGAGUGUACUGGAUUUAUUCCUUAGAAGUGCGACGCGAGUUUACGGCUAACUUACAUUGAUGCUUGGUACUCGAGAUGUAAGGAGGAUUAUAACUUUAUAACUUGAUGCAAAAAAAAAAAGAAAAAAAGAAAAAAAGA
Molecule: messenger RNA, 1920 nt
Organism: Actinia tenebrosa (Australian red waratah sea anemone)
Lineage: Eukaryota; Metazoa; Cnidaria; Anthozoa; Actiniaria; Actiniidae
Product: QRFP-like peptide receptor
Biological process (GO): G protein-coupled receptor signaling pathway
Cellular component (GO): plasma membrane
Molecular function (GO): G protein-coupled receptor activity
Source: RefSeq, a predicted model, not a curated record